Molecule: messenger RNA, 1848 nt
Organism: Serendipita indica DSM 11827
Lineage: Eukaryota; Fungi; Basidiomycota; Agaricomycetes; Sebacinales; Serendipitaceae
Source: the annotation of a GenBank genome assembly
AUGGACCGCGCCUCCAAGCUAGAUGGCUCGAUCCCCGUUCCAGCCCUCUUGUACCCGGACGAGACGCUCCUUGCAGACCAAGAUGGCGUAGGAUUAUACGAUGGCCAGGCCAAAGCGCCAGACCAUCAAUUGGGCAGCGUCCAUGUCACCUCUCAUCGCCUGCUGUACAUCGAUGCCAUUCAUCCGCGCAGAAACUCGCUCGAGUUUAUGCUCUUCCAUAUUGCCCAGACAGAAUACUAUGGUGGCUUCCUAACUUCGUCGGCCAAAAUCACCAUCAUCUUCCAGCCCUCUGCGCGGACAUCCUCGUCCGUUGAUCAACCGGUUCCGCAUGCUUCGAACCCUGUAGCUCCUCGUUCUGCUCCCGAGCUGCCGACAACGACCACAACCACAACAGCCAUCAGAUGGGAGUGUGAGAUUUGCGGCUUCAAAAACGUCUCGACAGGCCUCACCCCUUCAACAAUCUGUCAACUCUGUGGUGUACCUAGGACGAGCGCCCUACCUGCGUCUGCAUCCACUACUACUUUGGGAAGUGACCCUGUCCUGAUGUCCACGUCCUCCAGGGCUGUAACCAGCGGCAGUGUGUCUUCGUUAUCCAAAUCGCUCCCCUCGUCGGUGAUUUCCACUCCCGGAAGAAGACUGUCGCCGCCGCCGCUACCCUCGACACUAUCGAGUACGAGUCCGGGAACGGCUAGCGAGGAAGAUGCGCAGAUUGCUUGUCCAGCAUGCACGUUCCUCAACUAUCCCUCGCUUCGCAAUUGUGAAAUGUGUGGCACUGUACUCCCCAAACCACCACCAUCAUCAUCGCACCACUCGCGGAUAGAUACUCCUCUGAAAGGAAGGUCGGCACCUUCCUCCCGUCCUGUCAGUCCAGCGCGGGAGUCGACGGGUGGAGGUGACAUCCUCAAGAUUUCGUUUCGUAAGGGUGGGGACAAGCAGCUCUAUGCAGCGCUCAAGACAGCGCUAGAGGCAAAAGUCUGGCAAGCCGUGGAACCUGCUGCGCCAGUUAGGAAGAAUAGGACCGGAAUCCGUAAGCUAGUCUCGUCAUUUGGGGAGAGUAACAAGAUGCGCUUACGACGUAUAGAUGGUCUGGUUGAGCUCCGCCGGAAUGAAGUCGAGUCUACGGCGACGAGUAUGCAGAGCGCACUGCAAGACCUCGAGGCGCUGAUGAAACAAGCAAAAGAAAUGGUUGCACUCGCUGAAUCCUUUAAUCGUUCGCUCAAGGAGCACGAGGCGCAGCGUGAGCAGCUCCCCGAGGACGCACAGUUUAUCAUUGGCUCGUCAAUGGCACGGCUUGGUCUUGUGUCAACUGUCCCUUCUUCGUUUGAGGACAAGGGAAAGUCGGAAGCCGAGUGGUUGGACGACUUGGCUAGAGAAUUGACGACUGUUUUGCUCGGGGUGAAUGGUGACGGCGGACUGAUGAAGCACCGAGGGAUGAUCGCCUUGGACGAGGUCUGGGGUGCCUGGAAUCGCGCAAGAGGCGUUGCUCUGAUCCCCCCCGCAACCUUUAUGCAAGUGUUACCAAUCCUGGCGACUCAAACGCAGCGACGAGUGCUCACGAGAGCCUUUCAUUCAAACCUCAAGGUUGUGCAUACGCCGUGGUACUCUCAAAAGUCGUUUACGUCUCGGCUCUUGACAUAUUUGGACGCUACGGGACCCAGGAAGACGGGUGAAAUUGCUCGACAGGAGAACCUCUCUGUUGGACUAGUACAGGAGAUGAUCUUUAGUGCAGAACAAGAUGGUGCCGUCGUUCGUGAUGAGGCCCUGCAUGUGGUUGGCGAUGAGAUGAGAGAGACAACGUGGUGGCGAAACCUGUUCGAAGGAUAUGUUUGGGACGGCGAGGAGGUAUGA